Messenger RNA from Apis cerana (Asiatic honeybee), 10304 nucleotides. It is a transcript of the gene Mctp, whose product is annotated as multiple C2 domain and transmembrane region protein. Gene Ontology annotation, molecular function: calcium ion binding. The record is from RefSeq and is a predicted model, not a curated record. Gene Ontology annotation, biological process: regulation of neurotransmitter secretion. NCBI's taxonomy places the organism in Eukaryota, Metazoa, Arthropoda, Insecta, Hymenoptera, Apidae. Gene Ontology annotation, cellular component: synaptic vesicle membrane.
UUACAUCAUACAUGAUAUCGUAAUGUUUACCUCCUGUUGGGAAUGGAGAGGGAAAGAAAGGUUCGGCUGUCGAGUUAAGCUGUAUCGUUUAGCAGUCACACAGCGACAUUCAAGCAAGUACGGUUCUCGCGUUUUCUAAAACAAUUUCUUUUUCUUUUUAUUUUCUUCUUAUUUAUUUCAUUGCUCGCAUAUUUUUAUCUAUAUUUAUAUCUAAUUCACUUAAAAUAUUCCGCGAUAUGAAUUUUAAAUUAUGAAUUAAAUUAAUUACUUAAAUUUAAAGUAAAAUGUAUUUUCAACGUAAAAUUAUGAAAUAUUUCAAAAGAAUCCAGAAAGAAAAUACCAGAAAAAUUUUUCUGUAUUAAAAGCAACGUGUUGUUCAUUUACAUAAAUUUUUUAUCUUCACCUAUUAUCAACAUCUUUUACGUUACAAAGCAAUAUGCAAUUGUGUGUACAAAAGUGUGUACAAAUGAAUAGACGACCGUGAAAAGAAGACACGCAAAAUGGAAACAAUCGAAAGUCGUUAAAUUGCAAAAUGGUGUGAAGUGUUGGCUGCAAAGUGGUUAAGUCGAAUCUGAGCUUCGAGCACACGUGACCGUCCAUGUUUCGAUGACUCAGUGACACUAAGUGCUCUGGCAAUUUGUACUUGAAGAGCUCAUUUAUACAGUGUGGUUAUCCAGAACAAGAAGAUUUUCAAAUCGGAUUGGAAAUUAAGAUUUUGAUUUUGCUUUGUGCGUUCGAUCUAGAUCGAUUCCAAAUCGUUGAAGAAACGUGGUCAUCCGUAUAGAAUGAGAAGUUCGUCUGUCUUGCCAACAUCGAUUUAAAUCGAAUGCUAUUUGAAGAUGUGUUCACAAAGUGUUAGAUUUAUGAGAAUUUAAUGAAAUUGUGCGAGUGAGAAAAGUGAGAAAUUUGAUAGAAUUUAUGCAAGUUUCUUAUCGCAUGUAUUUUUCUAUUCUGCUGGCUUUUAAAGUCUCGUUGAUAAUUAGUGUUAAUUUGAAAAUACGUAUGAGAAAAGAAGAAAUAAAGUUUUUUCGACGUAUAAGAGAAAAACAAAAAUACGAUUUAAAAGAUUUAAAAGCGAAUUUAAAAGAACUAUAGAAGAAGAUUUAAUUCUAGAAAUAAUUUAAAUUGAAGUGAAACUUUUAAUGGCAUAAACUAAAUUGCGCAAUGUUAUUCGAAAAGAAGAUUUAACGGUAUUGUUGUUAUUGUUAUCGCGUGAAACAUCACGAGCAAAAAAAAAAGUUGAAAAUAUUACGAAAAAGAAAUUCAUUCCGUUGAAUUUCAUUAUUUCCAAUGUUUUUUUAUAAAUUAAAAAAUCUUUCGAAAUAUAAAAAUAACUUCGAUGAAAUCGAAAAUUUAAAAUCAUAAAUACGGGAAGUGGAACACGCGGAGUGGAACAGUUUUGCAAGAAAUAUUUAACGAAUUAAAACUUAGAUUUUCCAACGAUCUGACUUUUUUUUUUAGAGAAACCAACAAUGAUCGUAAUUAUGUUAGCAAUUGUGACCGAGACAAAUUCGCGGUGUCGCAUAGAGAAACAUCAAUUAAGUACGUGUUUGCGUGUAAAUAGCGGAAGAGACCGUUUAUUGGUCACGUAAGUGAUACGAAACAUCACGAAGGAAAUAUUUUUCAACAGCCAAUCGUGCAACACGAACGCGUUCUUUCCUUUUGCCUAUCUAUCGCUCUAUCGUUAUUCGCUUCCUUCCUUCCUAUUCCGACGGAUACGGGAACGAUGAUGGACUCUGAGAAAAAAUGUAAUCGGACGGUCAUCGAAAUUGACCAAAACAUGUCUUCGAUGAAAAGUUCGAAAGAAGAAACGUCAAAUUUUGAAAAACCGAAAUCUCAAACGGCGCUCGAGGCAGAAUCAUCGGCGGCAGGCUCGUCGAGAGCGACUGGUUGUUUUUCGAGACGCGACAAGGUGACCGAUAUCCUCGAUAAACAAUCGCCCACCGAUUCCGCGAAAACAUUGAAACCUUCGAGAUUCGGGAACGAGGAGAGUCACGAGAAUAAAUGGAAGAAAUUUUGGGACCAUCAUCGAAACAAAUUUCGACAGAGAUGCGAGAAGGAUCUCGCGACGAGGAAUCGAUCGCUCGAGGAGAUGACGACCGAGGUGGACGCCGUGUUUCGAAAGGCGAUUCGAAAUAUGCGUUUCGACCGAUCUUCCACCGCGGACGAGAGCUGUCCAGAGAGGGAUAACAAGAAUGGGAAAGGGAACGUGUCGCAAAUUGUGGAGAAAUCGUUACAGCAACGAUCGAGAUUGGCUCGUUCGAAGGAGGAAGGUACGUUUAUGAACAAAAUCGAAGAGCACGAUGAUCCUUCGCCUCUUAAAAACAGCGAAGGGAGAGAGGAGGAAAAUACGUUGAACGCGACCAGUCGUGCCAAUUUUCCUCUCGUGGAAAUUAAUAGGGGGGGGAGGGAGUGGAACGAAAACACGAAGGCAAAAAAUCCUUCGAUCAGGAAAUGGAGCUCGUUGGAGAAUUUAUCCAUCAACGCGAGAGAGAAUUCUUGCGAUCGGAGUAUAGAGGGCCUAUCGAUCGAAAGAGUAAUCGGAUGCAAGGAAAAGAGAAGGAUCGAGUCUUUGAGGUCUUCGUUGGAAAGGAAAAUGGGAUCUGUGGAGAGGAUGUUGGAGGAUCAGAUAGAGAAAAUAUGGGACGAGAAAGUGGAGAAACAUCCGUGGUUGUUGCCUAUCGACAAUUGGAUCGUUGAUCGUUGCAGAUCUUCUCGAAAGUGUUCCUCCACCGUUCAGAACAGGAGGAACGAUAAUUUGCACACGGAGGGAGGGAAUUCGGUGGAGAAAGAACGAAUCGAAGAGAGUUUCGAUUCUAAAUUUAUCGCUUCGGGAACGGGAGACGGAGAGGGAAGGGUGGAGAUGAAAUUGAUUGAACAUUUGAAGAAGCCGGAAAGAUCGAGAUUCGAAACUAUGAACUUGAAUUCGAGAUUGAAAAGGUUCGAUCAGUCGAGGGAGGGAGAAGUUUUGGAGGUGAAAGAUGUAAAACACUAUGACCUGUUGGAUAAACUGAAGGACAAUGUUAAAGAGAAAAUGGAGGAUAUUCACAGGUAUUUCCAAAGGACCAAUCGAUUGGCAGAUGUAAACAGACGAUUAAAGUCGCAAAUAUGGAGCUCCGUGGUGACGAUCGUUCUCGUGGAGGCGAAGAAUUUGCUACCUAUGGAUAUAGAGGGCCUCUCGGAUCCCUACGUCAAAUUUCGUCUUGGGACAGAAAAGUACAAGUCAAAAGUGGUGCACAAGACCUUGAAUCCCGUUUGGUUGGAGCAAUUCGAUCUUCACCUAUACGAAGAUCCCUAUUUAGGGCAGGAGUUGGAGGUGACGGUGUGGGAUCGCGAUAAAAGCCAUCAGGAUGACCUAAUGGGGAAGACGGUAAUAGAUUUGGCAACGCUCGAACGCGAGACGACCCAUAGACUAUGGCGCGAUCUCGAGGACGGUUCUGGAAACAUUUUUCUGCUGUUGACCAUCAGUGGAACCACCGCCAGUGAAACGAUCAGCGAUCUAGCUGCCCACGAGGAGACUCCUCGCGAACGCGAACAGUUGUACCAAAGAUAUUCAAUGAGAAACACGUUGCAGAGGUUGCGAGAUGUUGGCCAUUUAACUGUUAAGGUAUUCAGAGCGCAAGGUCUCGCGGCGGCCGACUUGGGCGGGAAGAGCGAUCCUUUCUGCGUGUUGGAAUUGGUAAACGCUAGAUUGCAGACUCAGACGGAGUACAAAACGCUGGCUCCAAACUGGCAAAAAAUAUUUACUUUCAACGUGAAAGAUAUUAAUUCGGUGCUGGAGGUGACGGUGUACGACGAGGACAGGGAUCACAAGGUGGAGUUUCUCGGGAAAGUUGCCAUACCUCUUUUGAAGAUAAGAAACGGUGAAAAACGAUGGUACGCGUUGAAGGACAAGAAAUUAAGGGGUCGAGCAAAAGGGAAUUCCCCCCAAAUUCUGUUGGAAAUGACCGUGGUGUGGAACGUUGUGAGAGCCUGUGUACGAACGUUGAAUCCCAAAGAGAAGAAAUACAUGGAACCGGAGAUAAAGUUCAAGAGACAAGUGUUUCUUCGUAACGUUCUCAGAUUGAAGGCGAUCAUCGUUAUCGUUAUCGACAUUGGAAAAUACGUGCAGAGCUGCUGGGAAUGGGAAAGUAAAAUGAGAAGCAUCUUUGCACUGGUUAUCUUUGUUUUGGGCUGUUACUAUUUUGAGCCUUACAUGUUCCCUGGAAUAGCACUCCUUAUCUUGUUAAAAUACUAUCUGCUUUACGGGGAUGGAAAUGGAUUGAAACAAUGGAUUUCCGGACAGGUCGCGAUGAUAACUGGUACAUCCUUGACCCAUCACACCACCCAUUCGCACUUUCACGACGAGAUCGACGAAGGGCCAGCUACUCCCGGGGACGACGACGACGACGACGACGACAAGGAUAAAGAAGAGAAGAAAAGUCUGAAGGAGCGGUUGCAAGCGAUUCAAGAGGUGACCCAGACCGUGCAAAACUCGAUCGGCUACAUAGCGAGCCUCUGCGAAAGGGUGAAGAAUCUUUUCAACUUCACUGUCCCUUACCUCAGUUACCUGGCCAUGAUAUUGGCGAUCCUGGGCGCCGUUGUCCUCUACUUCAUCCCCCUUCGAUACCUCAUCCUAACGUGGGGCGUGAACAAAUUCUCGAGGAAGAUCGUCAGGCCUCACUCGGUCCCCAACAACGAGCUCCUCGACCUCAUAUCCAGAGUGCCCGACGACGAGGAACUUCUCAAUUACAGGUUUCUUUCGUUGAGAACAAAGUCGAGGAGAGGGGCAACAAUUAGAAUUGUUUCAAUACACCUUGUUUUUAAUUUGCAGGGAGUUGAAACCGUUGCCGACCGCCGAUUGCGAGAAAGGAUCUGGAAGUCCAGGCGCGUCGAAUCAAACGAGGAGGGAGCAGAGGAAGAGGCACAAGGCCGCGUAGCAGCAUGCCCCGCGGCCGGAAGUCGCGGGUCUACGAUCACCGAGCAUCCUGAGGACGGUCCUGCUGCGCCGAAAUAAGCGCCAGCGAAAGGGAUCAGCGGAGAAUCCGGAUGUGAUCGACAUAGACUGAGAAACGCCACGUUUCCACAUCCACCGUAGUCGUUUUAGCUAGAAGGGAUUGGGGGGGAAGGGGGAAAAUUUAAAUCGGCCGAAAUUUACGAAUAAAGUUACUCCAGGAAUAAGUCGAUAAUCUAAAUUGAAUGAAAAUUGUUGAAUGAAAAAUUUGGAGAAUCGAGAAUCGUAUUGAUUGGCAAAUCCGCGUAAAGUGACUUUAUUCGAAAUUUUCAACUUUGGGGUUAAUCGCCCCAACAUUGUUUCCGAUCUUUAAAUCCCGGCGUGGUAUGCGCCUCGAUCGUUUCGAAUCGUUUUGUUCUCGAUGAUUGGGAGAUAAAUGUAACGCGUUAGGGAGGAAGGAGGACGAGAAAGAGAUGAAAAAUGUAGUAGAAACGUUACCGAUUUAUUGGGAAGGAUUAUUCUCGUUUCUAGAGUAGAAUAUUGGUAGAUUCGUUAACAAGCGCUUUGGAAAGUUGUUGUUUACACGUUGUACAAUCAAUUCUCAAGGAGCAUACCAAUGGGGGAGAAAAAUUAUCAAUAGAUACAUUUCGGUUUUAUAAAUUGGAACGAGUGCAUUGAUAAAUUUGAUAAAAAAAUAUAUAUAUAUGUAUAUGUAUAUUCUCGUCUAGAAAUAAUCUAGAUAGCGUCUUUUUUUCUGGAACUGGUGUAAGAUAAGGGAAAACGACGACGUGCGCGCCAUCGGCUUAUCGUCAGGGGAAUAACUUAAGGAAAGGUAUAUUUAUUCUUUUUUCAAUCAUCGUUUCUCAAACUAUUCCUUGUUUGAGAAAGUGAUAAACCGAGUAUUUUGAAAGUAUACCUCCCGUUUGUACGGGGGAAGAGGGGAACGUAUCGAAAAAUAGCGCGAAACAUUUGAUAGCCGUGCAUUAGUCAAAAAAGUAGACGAAGAAGAGAUAUAAGAGAGAUGUAAAGAGAGUUUUAAGAGGAGGGAAAAAAAAAAGGAAAGUGUACACGAGAGUAUUUCCUGGCCAACGGGAAUAUUAUCCUCGUCGAUCCGUUUCGUCCAUCGGUGUCGUAGAUAUAGCUGCUACAAAAUCGUUAUCGGUGACAGUGAGGUGUUCGAAGAUUUAAAAAGAAAGAAAAGUUGAAACAAAAAAAAAAAAAAAAAAAAUGUAAAAAAAAAGAGAAAAAGAAACAAAAAAGACAAAUAUAUUAUUCCGCGACGGUCUCGUCUAGCCGAGAAAUUUCGCUCGACGAGCUGUUUCUUCCAUUUCACGAACGACGAAAAGAGCCCAUUAAUUUGAUAUUCUAUAAUGUAAUAUUCCACGUAUGUUUAUAUCGUUUAUUUUAAUAAAAAAAGAAAAAAAAGUUAAAUUAUAUAAUAUAUUCAAUCAAUAUAGUUACACGUUGUACAAUUUUUAGUCUAUUUUUAUUUUUUAAUUUGCGCUAUCUCUUGUUACGAUUUUCGCGCGUUAAAAUCGUUUAAACGAUUCUAUUUUAUUAGCCUAUUCGUCGUUCGCGAAAUCAGAUAUUAUUUAAUCUUUUUAUCGUUGAGACGUUUUUCCAAGUGUCUCAAAAUUAUUCUCUUUAAAUAGUAUUUAAUAUAUUAACGAAUUCUUUGUUCCAACGCACAUUUUCACGCGUUAGUCCAUCAUCUCCUCGAGCAUGAGUGUAGUAAGAAUGUCGAACGAAUGGCGAUUGUAUCUUCCGUGUUUAAAAUUCGUGAAACUUAACGGGAUUUAAAGUUUACACGGUCGAUGUAGUUCGGAAUUUUACCAUAAUAAUAUCGUUCGUGCUUAGAUCGGAGAACAUAUCAAGUUUAAAGAUUUUAAGAAGUAAGGCAAAAAGGAAAAGAGAUAUUGAAUUUAUAAUAGAAUUACCAGCAUUUAUUUGUACCAGGAAAUCUAGUUAUAUGGUAAUUCGAUGAAGAAACCGUGAAAUAUAUAUUUAUGCGUGUGAAGAUGCCUGAAAGAAAACGGAGAAACACAAUAAAAGGGAGGAAAAUAAACGUUUCUUCGACACCGGUUCUAUUACUAUUUUUAUAACGAUAAUAGAUAUCGUUGUCCUCGUAACAAUAGCUCAUAACCUAGUUUCGCGAUUAGAUAACAUUCCAGAGUUUGUAACUUUCUUCGUCCAUAAACGUUUCUUUUGUUUCUUUUUUUUUUCUUUUUCUUGUGUUUUUGUUCUCGAAACGCUAUGUUUCUUUCUUUCUUUCUUUAUUUAUUUAUUUACACCAUUAUUCUACCAUUUCUGGAUAAUCACGAUAGUUGCAACGUCGCAAAAGCGUUAAUAAACGCAACGUUGCAAUUACACGAAUUAUACGAAACGAUGAAAGAUAUUGUAACAAUUAUUUGAAACGUAUUCAAGGACCGUAUAUAAAUAACUCGUUUGUAUUUUUUAUUCAAAUACUACAUUUCACGACUAAAGUGGAAAAAUAAUCGAGGCUAGAAUGAAGGAAUAUAUUUUUUGAAUACGAUAAUAUUUCCAAUUGAUUUUCACCAUGGCUCGAACAUGCUCGAGGAGGGAAAUAAAACGCGUUGAAUCAAUUAUUCCUAACCGCGAUUUUACGGUUCGUGCCAGCCGAGAGACGAGAAAGCUGAAAGGAAGGAGAAAUAUCCAUUUUUUUUCUCGCUUUUCUAACUCGGAAUUUCAGUGCACCAUCAUCAUCAUAUUUCCCGAAUCAUUCCUCCAUCGAUCCUUUUCUCGCUGUUUCUUCCAUUCGCAUGAAAAAAAAAAUUAUAUCCUUUCAUGUACUUACAUCUUCGCUUAUAUUUGACCCUUUGAAGCGUUACGAAUAUUUUUUUUUUAUGCUUAAUUUUAUUUUUUUUCUUCUUAUUAUAUUAUUGUUUUUCUCUCGAAUCAAUUUGUAUCGCGCUUUUACUUUGAUAUGAUCUAAUAUAUACGUGUGUAUUUUUGUAUUAAAAGAGACAUUAAAAGGAAAAAAAAAUUAGGACAAAUUUAAAGAUAGAUUUAAAUUUGGAUGUAAUUUUUUAUAAUAAAAAAAAAUGAAUAUUUGUAUGUUAUCAUAUUUUAUAACUCAAUUUGUUAUAUCGAAGAAGGACAAUUCCUAGUGAUAAAAAAAAUAUAUUUAAUUUAAAUUUUACAUAUAUAUUGAUCUAAAAUGAUAUUUAUUAAAAUUUACAAAAUUAUUACAAGAUGCAUCAUAAAUCGCAACUUUAUCUCGCAUCUCUGCUUGGAUCGAUCCAAUAAUCGAUCCAAUAAUAUAAAUCAAAUUUAUACGCAAGAGAAUUGAGGAAAUGAUUCGCGCUUCAAAGGGUUCAGAUAUAAUAAUUCGCGCUCUCUAUUCAUCCGCCAAUUGUGGGCCUAAUUCACGAGGAAGCAAGAACGCAUACAUACUUGUAGAAACACACUGAAUACUAAGAGGCGUGCGAGAAGCGUGUAUGUGAAAUACGAGAGAGAGUGAGUGAGUGAGUGAGUGAGAGAGAAAGAGAGAUAGGCGAUUCUUUUUUGUCAUCUAGUCAACGAAUUUUCUUAAGCAAGCUUGAGAAACUUGUGAUAACCGUUUCAGUUUCAAUUUCAUUUUUUUUUUUUUUAGAGGAAUGCGUAACGAUUUUUGUGCGAUUUAAAAUUUGCCGAUCGAAUAUUCUUCCUUCCUGAUUAAUGGAUUUUCGAUUUUUGUUAAUUUUAAAUCGCACGAUUGAUAAAUGUCAUGAUAUAUUUUCUAUUAGUCAUUCCUAGUGACAUUCCUUUCGUGUAAAUUGCAUGGAUACGCAUGGAAUCGUUAAUGAAAUUAAUAAUAAUAAUAAUUGAAUUUGUACGAAUUUAUAAUGUUUUUCUUUUUUUCUUUUUUUUUUCUCAUAGAAUUUGUAAACACGUUUAAGUAAAUGGUGUAUCCAUCCAAUUUUAUCUUUUACGCGUGUACAAUUACAUUGAAUCAUGUCGAAGGGUCGGUUGUCGAGAGAGUCGACAAAAUGGCAACAGGGAUCCGUCAUCCGUAACAGGCCGUGAACGACUAUACACGAUUAGCUUGUAUCGUCGGUACGAAAUUUAAAAUGGUCGACCACGAGCAGCCGACGCUUCGAACGAACACACUAUUCGCGUUUUACAACGUCGUCUUUUUCUACUCUUCCAAUUUUGUACUUCCAAUAGGUGUGUAAAAAGUGAAAAAAUUGUUUCUUCGACUUUUAAAACCAUUUCCCAUUUUCGCUAAUUGAAAUGAAGGAAAAAAAAAGGAAAAAAAAUUGCUAUUUCAAAACGCGUUUAAGUAUUGCUCGCUCGCUCGCUCGCUCGCUCACUCGUUUCUAUUUCGACUCGUUUCUUUCGGGAAUGCGGGCACGCAAAGGACACACGAGCGAUUCACGUAAAUUCACGCGCAUAUUCAUUAUAUUAUCUUCGUGCACGCACUUUCGAGUUUGCAUGCUCCAAUUUCUUCGUGUUAUAUGAAUCUUUAUUAAAGUGUUUUAGCCGUUAAGGGGGAGAGGAGGGACGGUCGAGAGGGGAACACAGAAAACAACACACGAAAGAAAGAAAGAAAGAAAGAAAGAAAGAAAAUGGAGGGAGAGACCAGGAUGAAUUCGAUUUUCACACAUAUAUUUUUCGCGAAUACUAUAUCCUCUCUGGAUGAGUGUUCCUCGAUCUAUUUAUUUAAAAAAAAAAAAAUUCUUUUUGCAUACUUUUGCAUAAAUAUUACUAUAUCGUGUCAAGAUCGAUCGAUAUUUAAAAGUGUACGAGGAGAAGGAAGGUCGAAAUACAAGUUAAUACGUUUUUUAUUUUAUCUUUUUUCCGCGAUCAUUUUCACCGAGGUGGAGAAACAAUCAGGCAACACUGAUCCAGACGAAAGAUAUGUAGAUCAACACACACAUACACACACACACGUCUGUAAUGUUAUUACUUCCUAAACGAUAGGAAACGAACGAACAACAUUAAAUUUAAGAUAUUUAGAUAGAAUUUGAAAAUGGAAUUGUGAUUCGAUCGGCGAUAUCAAUCGAUUCUCGAAGAACGAAAUUGAAAUCAUAUGUAUGAGGCAAAGAAGGUCCGGACCAAGUCCAGAUCGGGUGAUCGUACAAAAAGAAUUAAAAGAUUAAAAAAAAAAAAAAAAAAAAGAAAAAAAGGAAAGAAACUAAAAUAAGAAAAAAUAUAAACAUAAUUAUCGAUAUAUAUUUAAAAAAAAGAAAUAUAUAUAUAUACAUAUAUAAAUGUAUAUAUAUGUAUAUGACUGUUGUUUAGAUCGAAUUCUGGAACUUGGUCGGCGUUCUCGAUGUUCCGAUAAAACGUACUUAUGACAAAAGGUGAUAAGAAUCGUUAUUAUAUUCAUAAAAUUAAAAAUAAAGCAAGCUUUUAAUAUCCAAAAUAA